AUGACUUCUACCACACUGAUGACGUUCUUGCUCUGCACGAGCCCAAACGUCCGCUCGGUCACAUUGCUGGGCUCCUGGGAUAAUUUUUCAAAACCAUAUGUAAUGGAAAGGGAUAAGCGCGUCGGUGCUGGUCAUUGGCGCGGAUGUCAUACAUUCACAAACAUAACCUGCGACGGAUUGGUAAAUAACACCGUUUCGGCGCGCUCCGGUGGCCUGAAGAUGGGGGCUACCUAUUGGUACUAUUAUCUUCUUGAUGACGAUAUCGAAUACUACAACGAGGCCGAACCGAUGACGACGCACUGUCCGUUCUUACCGGGCCAGCCGGUUAAUGUCCUCCAGGUUCCUAUCAUUCUCCCAGAUACACAUCUCAACCGCACACGAGCAAGGAGCCCGAGCGCUCACAGAACAGUGCAAACUAUGAACCCUGAGGACAAAUAUAUGAAUCCUCGAGAGCCUCCAAAGCCCAAGCUUCGCCUCCGUACCUCCCCACCACUUCUACAGACACACACCCCGAACUGGCCUUUCAGUACCUCUCCUCUGGGCGCGAGCACAAGUCGAGGUCCGGCUCAACCCGGUCAUGGCACGCAGAAAGUCAAGCAUCCCCGUGAUGAAGCGAAGGCUUCCCGUUCUGUGUCUCCACCGAGAUCAAAGGGUCUGCGCGCCGCCUUUCGCCAAUGGAAUACCUCUACGUCGAGUUUUUCACCAACAAAUGAUCAACAUGGAGGCUUCGAACGUCAAGCCAGAGUUCACGCGCACCUCCGUCCCCCAGUCGAUGAUCGCUAUCAUGUUAGAAGUCAGUCAAAUGACAGCUACAUGCGGUCUCCUUCCAUGGGUAAUUUACCUGAGCACCAUCGUGAGGACGGCCUUCCGUUCCGACGUCCUAUAUCCGCAGGAACCCAUGGCUCAGGGUCUCUAUCUAUUCAAGAACGACGUGCACUAAACACGAAAUCCCCGCAUGACUUCACACCAAGAAUCCCUCUGACUUUGCGACCGAAGCAGCCGUGGGUUACUCCCGUCAAUGCCAGCGACCACUCCAUGCCUUCGCCUUUAAUGAGAAGGCCACUUUCUACUCCUUCCACGCCUUCUAUGCUUCGACGCCCAUCUGACGACUCGCAGUCUUAUAAAGAAUCCAUGACACCUACCCCAGUAGCCGUCAUGAAUAAGAGGCUUCCCACGCUGCCAAACUCUCCUUCCUCGGUUAUGGAUGAGGCACUUCGUGAUCUCGACGAGAAAGAGAGGGCAUUGGACAUGGAGGCUCUGGCUAGCCAUUUCUCUACUUUCACCGAGCCUGAUUCUGUGGAUGGUGACGGCCCUUGCGAAAAAAGCCGUUUCUCCGAAUGGAGCACUGAUACUGAUAUGGUUUCGCCGGAGUCUGUAACUUCAUGCUUGACGUUCAAUGAGAAAGAGGGGUCACUGAAUGUCCCAGCAAUUGGGCUCUCAGAGCUGUCCGACGCCUCCACGGACAAUGCUCCCAGCGACCCGAAUACCCCACACCUGACCGUGGGCUCGAAGUCUCCCGCUCACCAUGAGGACUCUCCACGAAUGGAGCUCCCUGUCCCGCGCCUUACAAUCGCUUUAUCUCCAUCAGACCUCAACAUCCCCGGGCUUUGUAUAGACGAAGAAGACGAGGAACUUCUCGAGAGUAACCCCAAGCGCCAUGCGGCGUUUUUUGGAGCCAUGGAGUUGAAAGGCCUUGGCUUAACGAGCCCCCCGGCGACGACACUUCAUUUUCCUGAGGGCGUCCAGGAUGCGAGUCCUGACAGGAACAUAACCCCUACGAAUGAUCCCAGCCGUUACAGCGUGCUCUUGUCCCAGUCUGCCACGAUGAAGGAGAUGAUCGAUGAAUUGAGCUACUUGAAAAACAUGAUUCAAUCUGGGUCUGUGCCGGAUCUUACUGAAGAUUAG
Molecule: messenger RNA, 1905 nt
Organism: Aspergillus nidulans FGSC A4
Lineage: Eukaryota; Fungi; Ascomycota; Eurotiomycetes; Eurotiales; Aspergillaceae
Exons: 3
Coding region: 1-1905 (634 amino acids)
Source: RefSeq, a predicted model, not a curated record